AGUGAGAGAGAGAGAGAGAGGGGUAAAAUAAAUCCCUAGAAUUGCUUUACUUCUGCCGCUCAUUACUUCGUUUGGCAUUGAGUGUAGAAUUCCAUUCUAUGUCAAGUGUAGAGCAGUCCCAAUAGCUUUAAUAUUGCAUUAGUUUAAACUUUGUGAGUUUGAAAAUGCUUGCACUUUUGUGUGUAAAAUGUCUCUUUACACUUCUUAAAAGUCUUGCAGGAGUUUGUUAGCUUCAACCAUUGGCCUAGAUUUUGUGUAGCAAAAUGUUAAUCUUGCUGAUUUCAACGGUGAAAGACAUAUUAGCGUUCAUUUUAGUGGUGCUUUAAUUGACACAUUUUGCUUGAUCGUUUAAUUUACCAGCUGAAUGGAGUCUAGAAACAGAAGACACAGGUUAAAUGAGACGAGAAGAACUUAUGAAUCGGAACCUGAACUCGGAAGCGAUGGUGAGUCAGAUCUGUCUAGUGAAGAAUCGUACCAUCCAAUGGAUACUCAUAUUCAUCGUAGCGAUUUAGUUAUGGUUGAAGCACAAGCCCAGCAGCAGAAAAACAUGCAUAACCAGAUUGAAAUUACAGUUGAAAGUCCAAAUUCCAAUCAAAAUGCAGAGAGUCAAAAAGUUUCAGGCAUUAUCUUCUUAAAAUAUGACAUCCCUACUCAGAUUUACUUUGUCGUGGAUUUAUAUCGAGCUGCUCUAAGAGGAGAUUGGAAGGCUGCUGCAAAAUGUAUGAGGUCGAAGGAAAAUUUAGCUUGUAUUCAGCUAACAAAAAGAGGAGAUACGGCACUUCACAUAGCUGCUGCCGCCAAGCAAACUGCUUUUGUCCACAGACUAGUCCUAUGCUUGAAAGACAAUGACUUGUUAUUGUUGAAUAGAUUUGGACAAACAGCUUUCUAUAUUGCAGCUCAAUCAGGGGUCGUAGAAAAUGCCAAGGCCAUGUACAGAAAAAAUACGAAUUUGCCAACAAUUCGAGAUAUAAUGAGAAGGACCCCCCUUGAAAUGGCAGUUUUGUUUGGAAACAAAGAAAUGGUUGAAUAUCUUUACCGAAUUACACGUCCUGAAGUUCUCAACGCCAAGGAAAUAAUGGAGAUUCUUGCAGGAAUUAUCCGCAUUGACAUGUAUGAUAUCGCUUUACAGAUAUUAAAUAAGGCAGAUAGAAGAAUAUUUACUUCAACAACAGACAUAGGAAGUGUUUUACGAGCUUUAACUCAAAAACCUUUAUCACACAAUCACGGAAUUCAAGGACGAAAAUGGGAAAGACUCGUGAGCAUCAUUGCUACUAUCCCUUAUAUUCCAUAUUUCAAAAGGUUACAUAGUUCACUUCAUAUGCGAAGACAAGCCAGUCAGUUAGUAAUGAAACUGUGGAGGAUUUUUCUAAAGUUACCGAACUCCGACCUCUUACAAAUUCAAAAGACUCGGAUAUUUCAUUCUGCUGCAAAAUUUGGCAAUGUUGAGUUUUUGACUCUGCUUAGUCACUCAUAUCCUGAUCUUAUAUGGAACUUCGACUCAGAAAACAAUUCCAUAUUUCAUAUUGCUGUUAUUAACCGACAAGAGAAAGUCUUUAGUCUCAUCUACCACACAGGAGUUAGGAAGGAUGAUAUCACACUACUUACAGACAGUGACAGAAACAACAUUUUGCAUUUGGCCGGAAAAAAAGCACCUCCAAGCAGACUCAAUAUUGUAUCUGGACCAGCUCUUCAAAUGCAGAGAGAGCUACAAUGGUUUAAGGCGGUGGAGAAGAUUCUACGGCCUUCCUAUCUUCAGAUGAAAAAUCGGGACGGCCAAACACCAAGGGAGUUGUUUACGCAGAAGCAUGAGACAUUACGGGAAGAUGGUGAGAAGUGGAUGAAGAAGACAGCAACUUCUUGCAUGGUUGUGGCAACUUUAAUUGCAACAGUUGUGUUUGCUGCAGCCUUUACCGUACCAGGUGGGUAUAAGCAAGAAAAAGGCUCCCCAAUUUUCUUGAAAGAUGGGUUGUUCACAGUUUUUGUUACAUCUGAUGCGCUGGCAAUGUUUACCUCGACAGCUUCCAUAAUGACGUUUUUGUCUCUGUUUACUGCACAAUAUAGAGAAGAUGAUUUUCUAGUUUCAUUACCGGCAAAGUUGAUGAUUGGACUAUUUACACUCUUUGUUUCAAUCGUUUGCAUGGUCGUAACAUUUAGCGCAACCUUCAUUUUAGUCUACAAGGAAGAAAAGCAUGGGACAUGGCCGAAAGUUGUUGCUGCUUUUGGUUUGCUUCCAAUCAUUUUAUAUGUAUUCCUAAAUUGGAAGUUAUGGAUUGCCCUAAUCCGCUCCACAUUCUUUGCGUCAAGGUCUAUGUUUCGAUUGAGUAACAACAGGCUUUUCCAGUAAAAGGAGCCACAAUAUUAGUUGUAGUUACUACGGCUUUAUUUUUCAAGUCCACGAAUAAGUGAAGAAGCUUUCUAUUUCUUAUUUA
Molecule: messenger RNA, 2429 nt
Organism: Olea europaea var. sylvestris
Lineage: Eukaryota; Viridiplantae; Streptophyta; Magnoliopsida; Lamiales; Oleaceae
Exons: 6
Coding region: 365-2344 (659 amino acids)
Molecular function (GO): protein binding
Source: RefSeq, a predicted model, not a curated record